This is a messenger RNA of Spirometra erinaceieuropaei, 8235 nucleotides long. The record is from the annotation of a GenBank genome assembly. Lineage: Eukaryota; Metazoa; Platyhelminthes; Cestoda; Diphyllobothriidea; Diphyllobothriidae.
AUGCCUCGCGGCCUCUCUGCGAAGCUUAAAAAGAAGAUAGCUAACGAGAACAAGUCGAUUCUUUCCUUUAUAAUACAUUCUGGUUCGCCAAAACAAGUUGCAACUUCGUCUGACAUCUCGAAACACGCAAAAAGUCCUAACAGCAUCCAUCUGGACACAUCCGAUGGCAAAAUUGAACCGCAAACGAAGACACCUAAUGAUAUAUUUAGACACAAGUAUCAAAGCAGCUAUCCCCGCACAUGCCCUCGUUUUAAAUGGAUUCCAGGUAAGUCAGUCGUGUUGCCUCUGAAUCUCGAAGACACCACAUUCACUGUGGACGCGUUCAAAUAUGGCAGUAUUUCGGGAUGCACUGCAUAUUUUCUGACCCAUUUCCACUAUGACCACUAUGGAGGUCUAUCAAGGGUCUUUACAGGAAACAUAUACUGCAGCGAGGUAAUGCGUUGUCACCCAUAUAGUUGCCUCUCCAGAUAACCAAGAACUUCCUUCUGCAGAACUUUGGAUGCAACCUCAAUGUGCACGCCUUACCAAUGAAUACUUUUGUGAACAUCCAAGGCUGUGAUGUAAUGCUUUUGGAUGCAAACCAGUACAUACGCAUUAUUCCUUAUUUUGCACGUCAACAUGGUUUUCAUCUCCAAAUUCUCACUUCUGUUUAUAUGCCCGGACCCCUUAUACCGCCUUAUCCCUUGGAUUUAGUAAUUUGCGUCUGUCUGUCAGUCAUACUUUAGAAUGUAUUGUAGACUCUUAGGUGGAGACUAUCACGCCUUUCUAGGUUGCAGAAGGGGGGAAUGGCAGCCCUUAUUAUUUCCCUUUUGCCACUUUUAAGUCCUUAUAGUUACAUACACUUGCGUGCCGAAACAGAUAUUUCAGCCCACAGCCUUACUAAUUUCAGGUAGCACUUCAACAGAAGUUCGGGCUUGCCAAGUGCGCUUAGUUAAUACUUUUAUGCCAUUGCUACAUCGCGGACGGUUACCAUCUGAUCCUAAGCCAGUUUGUUUACUUUAGGAAGACUGAGACCUCCUCAGUGCAUAGGCAUUCUUAAAGUUCUCAAAACUAGUUUGUUUGAUUUCUUCAAGUAUCUGCAGGAAAUAGGCACCCUAUAAACACAACACAGUGACUCGGCAGAAUAAUUUCAGUAAGAAUUUGCGAGCAACAAAACCUGACGAACUUAGGCCAUUAACGAUCGUACAUACGGAUACCGAGAAUUUAGGCAUAAAAAUGGGACCUGACAGUCAAAGUAUGGUCCGUAAAAACAAGCGAACUUAACUUGAGGUUAUGGUGUUUCAUAGAAAGUGAGCACGUGAAGGUUGUCGCGACAUCUGGGAGCAGCCUGACGCAAGGGUGAUGAGCUUUCAGUUUGAAAUUCAUGUCUAAUUGUUGUCUACGCACUUGGUUUGUGCGAGACCGGGGUGCCCACAUGAAGAAAGUUUGGGGUCCUACCAUGGUGUGGGGUAAGCAUCCGCCUCAUAUACUGCUUAGUAAAUUGUGUUUCCGCAAAAAGAGCUCAACAAUUUCCGCUAGAAUCCGAAAGGUGAGUGAAGGCAAUUGGCGACUGUAAGUCGAGUAGCGAGGUAUGGCAGUUAUUCGACCAAAUUUGGCCUUCGACCGUCGUAAUAGGUGACAUUCACCGUGGGCCCCACGGGUUGGGCGCAUCAUCGGUGACUUGCAGUCUGAUUAUCUUAUAUUGAGAUAAGCUUGCACAGCGUCAGCGACACCUUCCUCUGAUGGCAAGACAAUGUUCAGCCGACCGGAGGCGGGUGCGAACACAUUGGCUGACAACACCAAACGACUCUUCUGCGCGUGCCACUCUCGACCUGGCGCUCGUUAUAUGUGCUGAGCUUCCGUAGGGGCGUUUUGGAUCCUCCACGCACGCAUGUGGUAUUAGGGUCACGCUAAGGAGCCAUCGCGGCCGAGCACUCAAUCUCUAGAAGAACCGAUUUAUCACGUCAGUUGACAACUUUACAAGUCAUGACUUAACGUGUCUUGAUGGAUUCGAGCGCGAUAGAUUUGUUUUGCUGAGGGAUGCAUUCAUUUUCUAUGAGGAUGAGUUCCCAGUGUCAGGCUCUAGUCCUUCCGUGCACCGGUCUGCCAACCAACAGGUGAUGGGAUUGGCUGCAGUGGCUGGUGCGGCGUGAAGGCCUAGGUCGAAGGCGUGCCACGCGCAUGUAUGGUUAGGGACUCGCGCAGACUUCUAUGCCCGACGGACGCGUGCCAUAAACCAGUCCGACUUAGCUAUAGUCCACAUGGUCCACUGUGGGGAUUAGGACUUUCAAAUGAUUCUGUCACGAAGGACAUGUGGGUGAAGAAAUGCGAUGAAGAGGAAUAGGAACAAGUGUAGGUAGAGUAAUGGAAGUGUCUCUCAGCUAGGAGGAACUCGCUUUGUAACUUAACAGCGGCCCAUAAACGCUGCCUUAUGUCGGGUUAGUCGAAACAUUUGUCACAGACACAGCGGCAGCAUGACACUCGGAUCUCAUGACACUGUCCAGAGACAUCCGAAAGUCGAAUUCGAAAUGCAGGCGAGGAGUCGUGGGUUUGGUGUACUUUCUGUGAGAUCCGGUUAUUUCGUUAGGAGGCUCACAGUCGAAACUAUUUCAAAUACACCACUUGUUGAAAACCCACAGGUCUGCCAGAAGUGACUGGGGAAGGUUGCCUUGCGUCACCAUCUCGACUGACUCGGCUUGGCGCAAACGUUUGCGAACAGCCCCACUGCCCGAUGCCCCUCGUACUCGGGAGAUCCCUGGGAUGUAAAGAGUGCUUAAGAAAAUCAUGAUGACUAUGGGGUCUGUCCUGUCGUGCUAAUUAGUGCGACAAACUAACUUUCUCCCUUGUUCCCAUUUCGUCUGAUGACAGGUUGGUGUCACCAGCUCGAAAAUUCACGAAUACAACUCGAUUUUUCCGAAGAACCUCUUUCUUUUUUAGUAUAUCGGCCCGCGAAUGCAUACCACCUCUGAUCUACUGCAUAUGCACAUAUAUAUAUAAGUGACUGAAAUACUCUAGACGUUUACUUUGUUAGUUCCUUUUUCGCUAGUUUUCGUUUCUUUUAAUGGUACAUCUUCCCACCCGAAUGAAGCUCUUGAAUCCUAGCUUACAUGGCGAAAUCUAAGCAUAUAGUGACGAAAGUAAAAGUAUAGAGCGACAUCGCGUUAUUUGGAGGGAGGGUGUUCCAAACAGAGGAAUUCCUUACUGAGCGUAUCGCUGUUACCAGCUCAGCAAUUACGCUUCAUACGAUGACGAUCACUAUCGUCCCUAAGCACUGUAUUGACAUACGUUUUUAUUUUUACGUCAAGUCUAGUGUAGGUCGAUACAGCCCUGAAGUGGUAUUCAUUCGAGGUUGAAGGCUAGUGCGCGGGUGUAACUUAGUCAUAUUUCAUCUUAAAAACGAGGGAUGUGGCCGCAGACUCACUUUCUCUCCACACUGUUUGGUCUUUAGUUUGCUAUUUUUUCUUAUCCCUUUGUGUGUGCUCGUCGACGACACUGUCUAUCGACUACAAAGAUCUAGCCUUUGAUAAUUUAAAUAAACUUUUAUUUUUCCGGUGUUGAACAGUUGCCGGACAUGUCGGCAUGGUUACGAAUUUUACUGAUCUUUUUAGAUUGGAUCACAUAUAAUACAAACUAAGACUCACUGAGGAUGGUUCAUCUUCUACGCCACCUAAAGGCUCCGUUAAAUAUCGGCCGUGCUGGAUCACCUUCAUACGGAAUUUUAAGCUUAUUAUUUCUUAUUUUAGUUGUCCCGGCUCCGUCAUGAUCCUCUUCCGCUUAGUGCUGCAAAAUAAGGUGGUCCUUCAUACAGGUGACUUCAGAGCACAAUCGUGGAUGCUGGAACAGCCAAGUGUUUUAAAACACUAUAUACAGUCGCCGGUGCCAUCUUCGUGUGCACGAAUAACUACUCUUUUCUUGGAUACGACGUAAGGCAAUGCUGGAACGUCAUGAACUAUAGUGUGCGUUUUAGCCUACAAAUGCUUUCUACUUCAUUUGUGCAAGUAGUCUUAGAAGGUUAGCAAUUUCUUCAACCGUCUCGUCGUCUGACAGUGACGGCUACUGAAGCGCUUUUCGUUCCCUCCUAGUUACUGUUGUCCCACUUAUGGGUUUCCUACUCAGGAUGCUGUCAUCGCGGCUGCUGUAAAUGUGACUCGUGAAUUCCUCCUCUCCGACCCCUACACUCUUGUGGUCUGCGGGAUGUACAGCAUCGGAAAGGAGCGGUUUGUUUUAGGUGAGGACACGUCACUAAUUCCCAUGUCCCCACCACAUUCUCUUAAACCUAUUACCCCAACCCUCCCUUUUUAAGGUGAUAAUUUUGAUUUGAAUGCCUUGAAAGUUCUGAAGCUAAGUUUUUUUCUUUUCCUCGCGUACUUAGUACAUAUUCUUGUUCUAGACAGAUUACAAUUCAUUUGGAUGAUUUUGUUUGGAGUCUACCUGGUUGCCUCGAGACCGUGCGUUCCACAAGACCCCCGUACGUAACACGGAUUGCGACUACAAAUGUGCAUUUGGGUCAAUCGCUGAAUGCGUAGCCCUGGACCUGGGACAGGUUGCAAUUGCCCCCACUUUCGUAGUCUGUUUUUUCCGUCAAUCGGGAUGGUUCGAUGAGGACAACACUGAGAUAUCGUGCUGUUUUCGACUUAAGCCUCGAAUUGUCCAUACACUUGGCACCAACCCUCCUGCUUGAUUGCGUAGUUUGACCAAGCUUAAGACUGUCAUUACGCUCAAGGCCGUUGUUCUCGGAUUUGGUUUCUUAGCUUAACCUUAAUUCUUUUCCUGAAUUUGCGGAAAAUCCCACCGGUCAAUCGUUGAGCGAAAAAUCUUGGGAAUAAUUCAGCAGGGCCAACGCUGAAAAAACAAUAGUAACAAGAUCUCAAGGCGGAAUCUGCUGAAUGACCGAAACAAUCGAUGUUAACCAGAAGCACCUUGCUGCCCCUAGGUGACUAACGCUGCUGUUGAGAUUAAGCCACUAAUGUCGCUUCGGCGAUUUGAGAAAGCCAAUAUCGCAAAACAAAUUUGAGUAUGAAACCGCAUUAUCUCCCUAAGUGUACAAUUAACUGCACGCCGAUGCUUCCAAAUUCAACGCUGUGCAGUAUGAAACCAAUGCGAACGACGCCGACGUUUAAGCAAAGCCUGUCCCUGUAGGGCGGACGGUUCGCCCCCAGUCAAAACACAGCUUCUACUUUUUAGGUCUUGUGAAGGCCCUUGGUCUGACAAUUUGGUUACCAUCCAAGCAAAGGCGUCUAAUUGAAGCUGCAGCUGGUGGUGGUUGUGUGAUCUGUUCCGACCUCCUACAACGUCAGGCGCCGUCGCGGACAGUCGCCAACCUCGUUGUGGUUGACAUGGGCAAGCUGAACGCACGCAGUCUUCGUACUGAAUUCUGCCCCUCCACCGGCUCCGCUGAUCGUCGCACCCUGCUGGCCUGGCGUCCUACGGGCUGGACGCACAACGGUGGGACCAAAAAACAGACAUCUUCUGCAGCUCUUUCACGCUUAACUUGUCUGGACCUUAUCCAAAGCCUGGCCGACUGUCUGUCUGUCAUCCACGCUAGUGUCGGACUCACCAUCCUUGGUGAGCACAUGUGCCCACUCCUCCGCCUCUAUUUUUCAUUCCGAAUUAUGCUCUAGCCUGCGUUCUGCUAUCCUUUUCUAUGCGUUUCCCCUCUCUAGUGCCUUUGUGCAGCCUUCUGGUCAUCUUCGCAAUGAAUCUUUCAAUUUCCCUUGGCCAGCCCUUCCAGCCGCAUUCUUACUUAGAUUGCUUGGAUGUAGUCUAGUUGCGCGUUAUCCUCCAUUUACUGCGAUUAGUUUCUAAGGAGAUUAGUAGACCGGAGAUGAGUCUGCCUGUUGCCUGUAUAUUCUAGCGGCCAGAUGCGUGCAGCGGUGGUGGAUAAUGGAACAACCCUCAGCUAAGUUUGGCUGUAAAAUCAACAGACCUUCAUCCCCGAUGAAUGAAUCGUUGUCAACCAACAAUGGGAGUCCUAUAAAGGCACAGGCGAAGGUCUGACACACUAGCUGCCCUAAAACGUACCCCCGACGUCCCACGACGGCACUAGUGAGUCUAGACCAUGAAUGUUUAUUAGGUAGAUGCUCCAUCGGGAAAAGACUCACACAAACCUGGCGACUGCCGGCGACUUCCUAUACCUCACGAGGCAAUUGCUAGAACAGACUGUCACGAUUUAUACUACAACUUUCGCUUCAACCAAUACCCUUCUGAUCCCCGGUUAAAUGGCAUUUUCACCUGCAGGCAAAUGUCUACGCUUGUUUUUUUCCAACUUGGAACCCUUUUGAAUUACAAAACUGAUGAUAUUUGACUAAUAGGACAAUUUCAUCUCUUCAUCAUAUUUUUGCAUCUUAGUGGCCAAGGCCUUACGCAGUUGUCAUACUGGGUGCUACAAUGCGAACCAGCGGCUUCAUAUCCGAAAAAUUAUACCAUGGCAUAUUCAUUUUACGGACUCGCUGCACUGCUUUCCUGGUAAAAUCGAACAUGAUUUUCGCCUUGCCUCACGCACUAGGCUGAGGGGUGUGGUGUAUUCAAAGAGAUCGCAUGGAUUCCAAAAACUACCUUGGGUUUGGUCGGCUGACUUUAGCGAAUGGAAGUAGGAGCACUGCAGCGUUCUGCUUGUUUUUGCCGACAGCCAAGUAACCCUGCCAUAUUUUAAUCAGGGACUGAAAACCCGUGUCUUAAGUAUCAACUCCAUCCUUUUGUAAGGGCGAAAAACCUCCACGUGGGUAUGUUUCUUCCUAGAUACCGUAUAUGUGCUAUAUCGGGAAAUGUUAACCGGAAUUCUGAAAUAUGUUUUCGAUUCUGAAAGAUUACCCAGUUAGAAUUAUCAUAUUAAUUAUCAUGCGACAUAAUUUUGUACUCAUUUGAUAGCAACUUGCGUCUUCUCCAAAUUUUCUACUCGAAGAGGGAGUAACUUUCAGUUUAAAAAAGUUUCAAAUUGUAAGAGUUUUUUAAGAACGUGAAGUGUUUAUUCUUACAGCAUCACACCAGCACGCUUAUUAGUGCUACUGAUAAAGUAUACAACCUGGUCCACAUCCAUUGCAAAAUUUUAUGAGCGCUACAUGCCAUCUUUCUAACAACGUAGAGGAACAUAUGAUGUUCCUUUGACGGCAUGUAUACAGCAUUGUAGAUUGAAAACUUCAAAUGUAAGUGCAGCGGCAGGUGGAACAAAGAAUUAUUGAAGAACUGAGAAAGUUUUUAAAAACCGAGACAUUCUGCCUCUCACCACAUGAAACAUUUGGAGGGGCCGCAACUCGUUAUUGAAUGAGUACAAGAAUGAAUAUUUUUGUGCACGUUUUCUGAAUUUAUAAGGACAUCGAAAAUCACUGGUAAUAAUCCACGCCACUCAAAUAAUCUUUUUUUCACACAGUAUACUUUUUGUAGACGACGGGAAACUCAUUCGAAAGCCGGCACCAUGGUAUGACAAAAAUAUUUUAGGAUUAUGCUGCACGAUAAUUAGUAUUAAAACCAUACUUAAAUAAUCUUUUAGAAUCGAAAACGUGCUUCAGAAUUUCGAUCAACAUUUCAUGGGAUAAGACAUCCACUAUAUACUGCGUUUUGGACACCGUUCUAACCGUUCGUAAACCACCAGUUUUUACGCUGAUCCAAAUGUUGUAUCUUUACCGUUUAAUUUUUUCUUGGCGAAGCCUGCUUGUGUUGUCUAUGUCGUUAUCCACGCUAUUCAUUAAAGAUGCUAAACCACCCAGAAUUUUCACAAAGCUGGAUCUAAGCUUCUGUACGUAUAGAACGGGCAAUCUUCUCAAAUAGUAUUUUACACGCGCUUUAAACGUUGCUCACUGGUACAAUUAUCACCUUGAAGACCUACAAGUUACCUGUUUUGCACGUUCAAACUCCCCCCUUAAAUGGAGACAAUGUGGCUUUUUGAUAUCUCGGCCCUCACACAUUCUCUUUUUGUGCCUCCAUUUAGGGGCCGCAUAUAGCGAACACAGCAGCUUUGAAGAACUAAAGAAUUUCGUUACCGCUCUGCGACCUCUCAAAGUCCAGCAGACUGUGUUCGGAAGUUCGGUUAAGGAGGCCAAGAAGCACAUAAAUUCCUGGCUUUCUGGGACACCACAAGUCUCCAUUGUUUCCUCAUCUGCUCCCUCCAUCGCUAGUUUUACAUCCUCAUCAUCCCAUGAUAACGCUGAACCUCCAUCUGUAUCAGAGACGCUACUGUCGCUGCCGUCAACGUGGUCCGUCACGCCGGAAUUGGACUCUCUUGCCGGCAUCUUUGAAGAGGAUAGCAAGAACUCCACUUGA